Molecule: messenger RNA, 4729 nt
Organism: Esox lucius (northern pike)
Lineage: Eukaryota; Metazoa; Chordata; Actinopteri; Esociformes; Esocidae
Product: zinc finger protein 585A-like
Exons: 3
Coding region: 232-3627 (1131 amino acids)
Source: RefSeq, a predicted model, not a curated record
UCGAACGCGACCAGGGCCACUCGCAGUAAAAAAAAAAAAAAAGAGAGAGUAGGUGACUGGUACUGAGUACAUCAAAAUGUAUAUGUUAAAUCGUGCUGAGGAAAACAACCUGUAAAGGUAUGCUACUGCUCUUUUGAAAGUAAGAACAUUUGGUGCUCUGAGACUUGUGAAUACCCACGGGAGUGGUUCCAUUAAUUUGUUUUUCAAAUAAAAACAUUCCAAAUCAAUAAAAUGGACCGAGGGAAAGGCGUGUUGAUGGAUGAAAUUGAAAAAAGCUUAUGGAGUUUAACUGAAGACAAUCUACGGUACCUUUGUCAGCAACACAGACGAGACGUCUCUGAGGUGAAAGGACUGGAUCACCGCUCGUUGCGGCGUAAAAUCAUGGAGGAAAUGUGGGAAAACACGGAUUCAAUGAAGUCAGAGGAGCAGGGAAUGUCUUGGUUACUCCAGCUGAAAGAGGACAUCAGACGGAUACUGGAAGGUGGAAGUGGUGGGGCCUUGAAUCCCUGCAGGUCCAGUAAUAACAAUACUGAUGGUGGAGGCGCAUCUGUAGACUGUGAUGAACAAUGGAAAGGAGAGGGAGGAGCCAAGUUACCUAGCUCACGUUUUGAGGCGGAGCCAGUGAGUCCUAGCCAAUUGGAAGACGACGCUCCAGAUUGCGACAUAGAGGACAGUGAUUGGUUACCUAGUAAUGGGCUGGAGGCAGAGCCUAUGAGUCCUAGUCAAUCAGAAGAUGACGCUCCAGAUUGCGACAUAGAGGACAGUGAUUGGUUACCUAGCAAUGGGAUGGAGGCAGAGCCCAGGAGUCCUAGCCAAUCUAACAACGGUGACACAGCAGAUGACGAAGAAUGGGACAGAGAGGUCAGGGAUUGGAUGGCUAGCGAUCAGGUGGAGAUAUCUCCGGAGAGGAACACACCAGGGCAGAGAGACCAGUGCGACCUACCCCCCUCCGCUCUUCAGAAAACCCCGGGCAGUGAUUGGCCAGACAGCGUCUCACUGCACGGUCUGAAAGGGCUGUCUGUGAGGCUGAUGGACUGCAGGAAAACACUGGGGCUGAAAACGCGCCAGAAAACACACCCCUGUGUUCAAUGUUGGAAGAGUUUUGCAACGGAAGACAUUCUGGAGCGACAUCUGCUAAAUCACACAGAGGAGAAACAGAAAAAUAUGUGCUGUAAAUGUGGCAAAGUGUUCAGUACGUUUUCCACCCUCACAAGGCAUCUGAAAACUCAUAUCACAGAGAAAUCUCACUUGUCGGACACCACAUGUUCCGAAUGUGGGAAGACAUUCAGUACACAUUCUAGUGUCAAGAGACAUCUUUUAACUCACACUGGAGAGAAACCAUAUGUUUGCUCUCGUUGUAAAAAAGGUUUCAAUGAUCCAGGGAACCUAAAGAAACACAUGAGGAGAGCUCAUCCAGAAGAUGAGGUGAAUGUGGAGAGGCUCUACCAUGAACCAUGUUCCCACUGUGGGAAGAUGUUCACCACAAAAAAGAUUUUAGAGAAACACCUGGUAAGCCACACUGGAGAGAAACCUCACCAGUGCUUAGACUGUGGAAAGGGAUUCAAUGAAUUGUCUAGUCUUAAGAGACACCUGAGAACGCAUACUGGGGAAAAACCGUACAUUUGCCCUCAUUGUGAAAAGAGUUUUAAUGACCCAGGGAACUUAAAAAAACACAUCCUAAGAACUCACUCAGCAGAACACUCUGGAAAUACGCGUUUGGAAAACAAUCUUGGUUCCUUAGAACAGGAUGAGCCUGUGAAGAAAUCAGUCCUUCAUCCAUGUUCUCACUGUGGAAAGAAACUGUCAACAAAGACAAGACUGAAGAUUCACUUGAAGAUCCACACAGUAGAGAAACCAUACAUCUGCCCUGACUGUGGGAAAAACUUUGCUUUCCGUCCCUCUUUGACCAAACAUCAGAAACUUAGUCAUUCAGAGCACGGAGCAGUAAAAUGUCAUCCCUGUUCGUUCUGUGGGAAAGUUUUUAAUCAACCAGGAACCUUGAAGACACAUCAGAGAAUUCACACUGGAGAAAAACCCCACCUCUGCUCUGAAUGUGGGAAGAGUUUCUCUUUUCAUUCAUCUAUGAAAAGACAUCAGGCACUCCACGUGGGCGACAAUGCUAAGCCACAUGUCUGCACUGUCUGUGGGAAAGGCUUCAGAAGUUCUGGGUACUUAAAAAAACAUCAAACUGUCCAUUCUGAAGAGAAAUCUCAUCUUUGCUCUGAUUGUGGAAAGACUUUUGCAUCCUUAUUCACCUUAACGCUUCAUUCAAAAACACAUCAUAUUGAUGGAGAUCUGUUCCAAUGCUCUGACUGUAAACGGCAAUUCCCAACAAAGGAAAGGCUGAGAAGCCACCAGAGAAUACAUACAGGAGAAAAACCUUUCCACUGCUCCCAAUGCCACAAACGAUUCUCUCAUUCAAAUAGUUACCAAAGGCACCUUCGUAUGCACUCUGGGGAGAAACCCUUUGUCUGUCCUCUCUGUGGAAAGAAAUUUAAUGAUUCUUCUAACCUUAGAACACACGUUAGAAGACAUAAUGGAGAGAAGUACAAAUCACAGAUCUCUGAGCCAUGCCCUCACUGCGGGAAGAGGCUGGCUUCAAAGGCGGGGUUGGAGACUCACCUUCGGACUCACACCGGAGAAAAACCUCACCUCUGCGCCGACUGUGGCAAGAGUUUUACUUUUCAUUCAGCCUUACGAAGACAUCAGAAAACACAACAUGUAGAGCAUGUAGCAAAGCCGCAUGUUUGUUCUGUCUGUGGAAAAGGCUUUAAAGAAUCUGGAGCACUGAAGAAACAUGUGUUGACACAUGAAGAGAAACAACACCUCUGCUCCGAUUGUGGAAAGAGUUUCAGGUUACUUCAGGCGUUGUUGAAUCAUCAGAGAACCAAGCAUCAGAAAACAAAUGACGACAAUGAGCAAGUAAGAGAGAAGAAUCCAUUCUGCUGUCUUAUUUGCAGCCAGGAAUUUAGUUCAAAGCAUAGAUUGGUAAUCCAUGAGAGAAAACACACUGGGGAGAAACCUUAUCAAUGCACCCACUGUGACAGACGCUUUGCUGAUAAGACCAAUAUGAGACGGCACCAGACAGUACACACAGGAGAGAAACCGUUCAAAUGUGUUAUCUGCGACAUGAGGUUUUCUCAAGCGGCUUCUUUGAUACGGCAUCGCCUAAUACACUCGGGUGAAAAACCGCACCACUGUACUUACUGCGACAAAAGUUUUUCUCAGUCAAACACGCUGAAAACACACAUACUAACCCACACUGGAGAGAAACCUUACCAGUGUACCGACUGUGGAAAGCGUUUCACGGAAAAGAAAGCCAUGAAGAAACACCAGCGUGAAACCCAUGGGACAGGAACACAUAGCAACGCACAAGUGUCAGAGGUGCACAACUCUGUGCUUGAUAAAAGAACUGCAUUGAAUCAAGACAGGAGCCCCCGAGAGAAGUCUUUCCAAUGCCCUGACUGUGGCAAGAGUUUUUCAGAGAAGAGCAGUCUUAAGAAACAUCAGAAAACACACAGGGGAGACAGUGCCCCCUAUUGGUCAGGGAUAAUGCAGAGAUUGAGUCAAGACCCACAAAAGUCUCAUACUGAAUCAGAUUCUGACCAAGAUUGGACCUCCUUGUAAAGACUUUGUCCCCAGGUCUAUCUGCUCUGCUUUAGCUGGCAUCUAUAUAGUAGGUAUUUUACCGAUGUUGGAGGUGGAACAGCAUGAGAAAGCAGCCUGUUUGGUGAAUGGCACUGCCACUGGAUGCACCCAGUCACAUUUUUAAUCAUCCCAUUAUGCUUUUUUUUUAGGCUGGUAGAAAUUUGUAUUUACUUUAAAAGGGCUUCAACUUUUGUUGUUAUGAUUUGCUGAAAUGUGAGGCACUAGCUACAGAAUAAUGUAAAUGGUGGACUGCACAUUUUGCUGAAAGUAACUUUAUCAGGCCCUAAUUUCAACACUAACAACAAUGGGCUACGGAGUAGGCCUUCUACGUUGGUAGGCUCUGUAAUAUCACUGGAUGUGUCACCAGCAAUGUCACCAAUAACUCCUCUAAAUCUGAAUCUCCAAUACGGUUACAAUUAAUGUCACCAUGCAGUCCUCCAGUAUCUUUGUGUGAAGAGCUUGGUUAAAAUCUGGGCUGGAGUUGAAUGGUCAACGCUUAAAAGCUUAUCCAUUUUUAGAUUUAUAUUUUUUAAAUUAAAUGUAUAGAGAGGAUUCUAAAACAUGGUUACAUUUGUUAAUUCCAUGGCUUUGACUAGGAAAUUCUGAGGCGGAGCUAUGCGCUAUUCAAGGAUAGCUGCUUUUUUUCAGUUUGUUGAAAACUGAAAAAAAAGCUCCAUGGAAUUCUAUUCAGAUUUCAUGAAUUUUUCUGUGUGUAUUCCGAUCUUAAUAAUUAUAAUAAUGCAUUUUAUUUACAUAGUGCUUUACAAGGACCCAAAGACGCUUUAUAAAAUGAACAUGGAAUAGAAACAAGAAAUACCAUCUAAAAUUCAAACCCUGGUAGUAGCUCAGGCCUCAAGGUUCCUAGGGGGAGGUUUAUGAAAAGCUGUGCUGUUAUGCAAAGGUUUAAUUGCAUGGCCUUUUAAAUUGAAGGGAUGAAACUUGGAAAGACUUGAAAAGUGUCAGUUGUGCAUCUACACUAUACAAAAAUAGAAAUCAAUAUACGUUGAUCAGCCAUAACAUUAUGGUUUGUUGUGUUCCUCAAACUGUUCCUGAACUAUGCAGUUUUGGAGAUGCUCUGACC